Lolium rigidum is the source of this 3450-nucleotide messenger RNA. RefSeq names its product wall-associated receptor kinase 4-like. The record is from RefSeq and is a predicted model, not a curated record. Gene Ontology annotation, molecular function: ATP binding; protein serine/threonine kinase activity; calcium ion binding. Gene Ontology annotation, biological process: protein phosphorylation; cell surface receptor signaling pathway. The coding region runs from base 1 to 3450 and encodes 1149 amino acids. Gene Ontology annotation, cellular component: plasma membrane. Lineage: Eukaryota; Viridiplantae; Streptophyta; Magnoliopsida; Poales; Poaceae. The transcript is spliced from 4 exons.
AUGCCGAUGGCGCCGCUGACUCUACCUUCGUUGACGCGGCAGGAGGCCGGGUCAUCGGGGUCGCAGCGGCUAGCUGCGGGUCUGGCCACGCCGGGUCUGCUGCCGGCGUCGGGGCUGGCUACGCAGCCGCUGCAGCCGGCGUCGCCGGUUUUGCAGCUGCAGCAGCAGCAUGGCACGGCCACGGUGGGGUUGCAGCAGCAGCCGGGUUCGGUACAGCCGACCUCGCCGAGGGUGCACGAGCAGCUGCCGGACACGCUGCUCGCGACGCAGCAGCAGCCGGGCACACCGUCGUCACUCGCGGCGUGGCAGCAGCCGGACACGCUGCUCGCGGCGCAGCAGCAGCCGGGCACGCCGUCAUCUCUCGCGGCGCAGCAGCAGCCGGACACGCUGCUCGCGGCGCAGCAGCAGCCGGCCUCGCUGCAUGAGGAGCACCACCAUCCGGCCUCGUCGGCCACAGCCACGCCUACGGAGGCAUCUCCACCGCGGUCAGGAUCGAUGCAGGGGGCUACACCGCCUCCUACCCCUGCAUCGAAUGACUCGGCGCCAGCCUCGUCGGCGACUUCUCCGCGCUCGACUUCACCUUCGCCGGUUCCCACCUUGGAGCAGCCUCGUCCCACUUUUAUCCCACCUGUUGUUCAGCCGACGGUGCGGAGGAGUGGGAGGUAUGCGCUCGCAGAGGACGGGACCGGGGUCACGGACGAGGACGUCAUGCAGAGGGCCAUGCGACGUAAGGCGGAGAUUAAUCUCGACACGGCAGGUACUAAACAUCCGUCCAAGUCUAGUGCCCUUGGGGUCUCAUUGGGUAAUACAUCCGAUGAGAUCUCGGUUUCGGUUGAUGUGUUGAGACAGACGGAACUUGAUCGUUUAACGGUUGUUCCGAAAGUUUCCACUGGGCCUGAAACGUCCGUGAUAGUAGAUGAUGAAGAGGAUGACAUCCUAGAUGGUCAGCUUCUCUCGGCUAUCAUUGGCAAUAUCUCAGAAGUAGACUUAGAACACUCGGAGCUUAGUUCAGUCUAUGAUCUAAAAGCUUCAGCACGUGGUUCUCGGUCUUCAGCUGGAAAGAAGUCUCCGGUAGGUGAGGUGAGGCAGGGCCGAUACGAGCGCUCGGCAUCGGCCCAUACGAUAUACUCCGACACGGACGGCGAUGCUACAGUACCACCACCACCACCAAUGACGCGAAGCACACUCUCUGCACGAGCUCGAGCUCUAGGGACGACGGCGGCAGCACUGAUGCUGACGCUGGUGGCCUGUGCAGCACCGAGCCGACCACCCGCCGUAGGGCUGCCCGGCUGCGUCACGUCGUGCGGGGACGUGGAGGUGCCGUACCCGUUCGGCAUAGGCCCGGCCAACUGCUCCCUGCCGGGGUUCAACCUGACCUGCGUCGACGGCAGAGGCAGAGGCCAGGGCUCCCCAAGGCUGCUCCUCGGCGUCGGCGACCUUGAAGUCAAAGGAAUCGGCCUCAAAAGCGCCCUCAUGACAGUCGUCUACAGCGGCGGCAUAGAGAUGAGCGGGUCCGACGCCCUCGAGGGCCGCGGCACCUUGUUCGGCGGCCUUCCGGACGACGGACCCUACAGGCUGGCGGGCGAUAACCAGCUCACCGUGCUGAGCUGCAACACGGCGGCGACGGUGAGGAACGGCAACGUCACCAUGAGCGGCUGCUUCACCUUCUGCCAUGAAGGCUGGAACCUUGAGCUGGCCAGCGGAUGCAACGGCAUGGGUUGCUGCCGCGCGCCCAUCGUCACCAACCCGCGCGAGGAGGCGGAGGGGAUGCUGGUCUACGGCGGCUCCUACGACGUGGAGAUCAAAUGGUUCGGUUUUGACCACACCGCUGACCUGCAGCUAGCUCCCGUGCACGUGCUGGUGGCGGCGCAGGGAUGGUUCGACCAGCACUUCGGCUCCGACGUGCUCUUCGAUAAUCCGCCCAACCUCGCAAGGAUGCCAGUUCCAGUGAUACUGGAGUGGGAGGUCGUUGGGGACGCCGCCGUACCGGACACCGACGGCGACCCAACAAGAGAAUGCGGCCGAACAGGGCGUAGACGAGGCUAUACAUGCUCCUGCAGCUAUGGUUACCAAGGCAAUCCCUACCUCCCCGACGGUUGUAAAGACACUGACGAGUGCGAGGAUCCGGCAAAAAAAGGCUGCUUCGGUCGAUGUACAAACAAAAAUGGAACAUUUGAGUGCGUCUGCCCGCCUGGUACCCAGGGCGACCCCCACAUGCCCGGUGGAUGCGUCAAUUCUUCCACGGUCACAGGUGCAUAUAUCGUUAUUGGAGUUGCUAUUGGGGCAGGACUCAUACUUUCGGCUCUCAGUGUUGUCUUCAUUUCCAACAAACUGAAACAUAGGAGAGCAAAAAUGUUGAAGUGGAAAUUCUUCGAGCAAAAUCGGGGGCGACUGUUGCAACAGUUGGUUUCACAGAGAGCUGAUAUUGCAGAAAGAAUGAUCAUACCCUUGGAAGAGCUGGAGAAAGCAACGAAUAAUUUUGAUAAAUCCCGUGAGCUCGGUGGUGGAGGGCAUGGUACAGUCUACAAAGGGAUUUUAUCAGACAAGCAUGUCGUCGCUAUCAAGAAACCGAAAAAGGUGAUACAAAAGGAGAUUGAUGAGUUCAUCAAUGAGGUUGCCAUCCUAUCACAGAUCAAUCAUAGAAAUGUGGUGAAACUCUAUGGUUGCUGCCUGGAGACAGAAGUCCCGAUGUUAGUCUACGAAUUCAUAUCCAAUGGAACCCUUUAUGACCACCUUCAUGCCCAGGGCCCAAGUUCGUUGUCAUGGGACAAUAGGUUGCGGAUUGCAACUGAGACUGCCGGAUCUCUGUCAUACCUUCACUCAACAGCUUCUGUACCAAUCAUUCACAGAGAUAUCAAAUCUGGUAACAUACUUUUGGACGAUUCUCUUACAUCAAAGAUAGCAGACUUCGGUGCUUCAAGAUAUGUUCCAAUCGAUAGGUCAGGUGUAACAACAAUGGUACAAGGUACAAGAGGGUAUUUGGACCCUAUGUACUUCUACACAGGGAGACUCACAGAGAAAAGUGAUGUUUAUAGCUUUGGAGUUAUGCUGGUAGAAUUGCUGACUAGAAAAAAGCCAUUUUCAUAUUUGUCUUCUGAAGGAGAGGGCCUUGUUGUGGAUUUUGCUACCUUGUAUGCUGAAGGAAAUUUGUCACAGAUAUUAGAUCCACAAGUUAUGGAGGAGGAAGACCAAAAUGUACAAAAAGUCGCUGCACUUGCAGUAGAAUGUAUAAAGUUAAGACGGGAGGACCGUCCAACAAUGAAACAAGUGGAGUCAACACUUGGAAGCAUUCAAUCAGACAAACAACAUGUUCCAGAUACUACCUUGGACAAUGCACAUGGCGAUGGUAUCGCAAUGAAUUAUCCAUCAGCUGCAGAUGGAAGUGAUGAAUCGGCCAGAAGAUAUAGUAUGGAAGAGGAGUUCAUGUUAUCUUCCAGGUAUCCUCGGUAG